Messenger RNA from Musca domestica (house fly), 5728 nucleotides. RefSeq names its product rho GTPase-activating protein gacU. Bases 1771 to 4359 code for a protein of 862 amino acids. The transcript is spliced from 9 exons. Lineage: Eukaryota; Metazoa; Arthropoda; Insecta; Diptera; Muscidae. The record is from RefSeq and is a predicted model, not a curated record.
UUCAGUCUCUCGCUGGCCGUUGAAGUACAAAAUUCGUGAGUGUACGAAGGCGCGCAUUACAUUUUUCGUUGUGUUUGAUGUGAUUUGGCAUUUGUUUUUGUUGUUUUAUUUCAUUGAAACCCGACCAUCUAUCCAACACCGCCUCCCGCAUUGACCAACAACCCUAAUAGUAAAUGAAACAAGUAAAGAAUAAUAACAAAAUCUAACUAAAAUUGUUGUUGUGCAAAACAUUUAUGGUAAUGGCAGCAGUAAUAACAACAACAGCUACUGCCACCCGCAUGUGAUGGUAGAAUUAGGAGAAUAAAAAAUAAAAAAAACAGCAAUAACAGCCGCAGCAACAUCAUCAAGAAAAAAGAGAAAAUCUAAUCAUUUUAAUUUAACAACAAUUGACCCCCUUUGAAGGUCCAUUGAUGGCAAGGAGAGGAGUUGUUGGAGAGAACAAGUUAUUUUUAUAGAACAAAAAGCUAUAGUUGCGGGCUAUUACAACAAAAUUAUUUUAUUCAAAUAGAAUAAAUUUUAAAGAAAAUUUAAAAAAUACCACUUAGUGCAAAAGAAAAUCUUUCAGCUCUUAUCGCCCCCUUGAGAAACAAGCAAUUCAAGAGAGAGAGAGAGAGAGAGAGAGGAAGAGUAAACAAGGAGCAAAUAAAACAUGAUGAAAAAUUUGCAAACAUAAGAAAUAAAUCAAUUAAUUAAUUAAAUAUUGCAGAAAUACAUAAGAAAUCUUGGUGGAAAAGUAAAAAAGAAUUGUGCAAAGAAAAAUAAAUAAGAAAAUAAAAUAGAAAAUAAUUGUCAUUGUCAGCAACAUCAUUACAAAUUAUUUUGUAUUGAGAAAGAGAAAAAAUCGUUUAGUUUAAAGGGAAAAAAUCAUUAAAAUUUAUUAAUUGUUAAAAAAGUGAUUGUGUAAAACGUUUGUCCCGCCUCGUCUAUCGCGCGCUCUCUUUCUCCAUCUCCAUCUUAGCUCGCGACUCGUGUAAAAUAUUAAAUUGGCAUUUCACUAAUGAAUUUGCUAAAAGCAACAAUAACAACAGAAGCUAUUUGGUAUAAUACCGCAACGGAUCAUCUGUCCAUUCAUCAUAGGUUGACAAAGAAAUCACUCCGUCCAUCAACAACAAAAAUGAGCCGAAAUCAAAACCACUGAACGACGAACACUAGUGCGAAUCGAAUUCUUCAAUACCAAUUCUUCUAACUAACCCCACACACGUACGCUCGAAUCGAAUAAAGGAAAAUAUGCAAAAAUCUGUUUAAGCCAAACAGCAGCUGCCAAGCUACGUACCACCAGCAACAACCACAACAACAAUAAAUGCAAAUAAUACUGAUCACCACCACCAACAGCAACAACAAAAAGAACAUCUUGAAAACAUUCCUACAUUCCGCCGUUUACAAAUUCAUAGCUGUUACUUCUGAACUAACUUGACUGACUAUUUUAUCCCAGUUAGCGUUUUCAUUUGUCUCGUUUUUUUUGUUUUGGUUUUCGCUUGUUUUUUUCUGCCAACCAAAUUCUUCUCCCAUUUAUUGUUGUUGGCCAUCAUUACAAGUACAGAAAAGCAAAAAAAAAAAAACUUGUUUAUUUCCUCUUAGCUUAUUUAGACAAGUUUGGCGAGGGAAAAAACUGUUCUACAAGACUUUGCAAAAAAAAAAGGCAAAACCGUGGCACAAAGAAAACAAACUUCAACAUAAAAAAAAAAACGUAAGGCGGUAGAUAGAACAAAUAACAAGGGAGUGCCGUUUUUGUAGGGUCAGAACAGCAACAAAGAAACGAAGAAGACAAAUAUGACAACGUCACAAGCGGACAUAAACACAAAUUCAAACAGUUCGACGGCUGCCGCCGGCAUGGCCAACAAUAGUACCGGUGGCAUGAACUGUGUUGACAAUGCUGUUGUUGGUGGUAGUGGGGGUAACAGUGGUAACGGUGGCAGCAGCAGUGCCGGCGGCGGUGGUGGUGGUGCAGCAGUUACUGGUGGAACCACCAACCUAUCAUCGAUGAAUAUCAAUAGCAAUGGAUCGACCGUUGCCACCAACAGUGCUUCAGCCAUCAGUGAAAUGGGAAAACGAAAAAAAUUAAAAUCUCGCAAUAGCACGACAUUGCCAGCAUCGAUUUUGAAUAGCAGUAUUGGAAGUGGUGGUGGUGGUUAUUCUAAAGAUCACUUGGAUGCCUGGCUGGAGACAUGCUUGAAAGAUGCAUCAACCACCCAGCUAUCGUCAUCAUCGGAAUUUCUCGAUUAUAAUCCGACGGUAAAGACCAGCACAUCUAACUCUGCAAAUAAUUUAAAUCAGAAGAAUCUCCUCUCGCAGCAGCAGCAGCAGCAAUCGCCAAUUUUCAAUAUGGCCAAUAUGGGUCAGCAGCAACAACAACAACAGCAAGCAAUGAACUUACAGCAGCAGCAACAACAACAGCAGUUUGCCAUGCGUACAUCCAGUAAUCCCCUCAGCAAUAAUCUGCCAAAUACAAAUAAUUUUAAUUUCCCAUUCAGUCAGGGUUUCCAAAGGCCCAUGCCCAACUUUAUGAAACCCUCCUCGAUGAAUGCCUUCAACAAUCGCUAUUCCAUGAUGUUUCCAUCCAUGUCCACCGGAGGUUAUUAUCCACAAAAUGAUGGUUCUCAAGAUUUUGCCAGCCUACCGCCAAUGGUGAAUAUCAUGGGUGGCGGCAGUGGUGGUAAUUCAUCGGAACAUGAAAAUAAUUCUACAGAUGUUCUAGAUGGCAGUGCCAGUAACCCAAACAUAAGUAGAGGCUUCCGGUUCAGCGACCCAUGCUUGCUGAAUCCCUCAGAUAAUGAUUCGAAAGUGAGUGGCCAAAAUACACCAGAUCGUCGCGCUAACCUACCCAAUGACAUGGAUCAAAGUAAUAAAUUCUUUAAUGUCCUGAUGGAACAGAUACAACUGUUGCACGAAACGAAUAGCAAAAUAUGCCGUGACUUACAUGAGGCCAAAGUUUGUAUUGAAGUUUUAAAGCACGCUCCCAAUUUGGGUAUGAGGCACCGUAGAGAUAGCAUAAGUGGAUUAAGUACCCAUAGUCAGCCGAUGGUGUUUGGCAGUGGAUUUGGAACCCAAAGUCCAGCGCCAUCAUAUCAUUCAGGUGCCUACACUCCAGGCAUAAUGACUGAUGUGGUACGUGAGGUAAAGGAGGCGGCACGAGUCCGGGAAGAUGCCCUCUUAAAUCGAGUCAAAGCCUUGGUAGAGGAACGCCAAUGGUCAAUGAAUGAAUCCAAUUUACGUAUGAUGAGAGAUAUUGAAGAAUUGAAGUCACAAGUUCAUCACUUACGUUCCGAUCGCAAGGAAACCAACAAACGUCUCAAUCACUUGGAGGCUGAAAAUAAAUAUAUGCGCCAAAUGCUGGCCGCCCUCUAUCACAACCGCAAUUCCGUUCCCGAUAUUAUUUAUGAAAAUGAAACCUUACGUACCCGUAAAUCAUUUCCCCAUACACGACGUAGCCAUCAGCCAGCAUUAAAUUUACACUAUGGCACCGUACAUCAUCAGUCGUCACAGCAAGGUACUUCGUCAUUGGAUGAACAGGAGGAGGAACCCCUACAUAUUAUCGAGACACCAUCGACCACAUCAACCGCAGAUAUUGCAGCCCUUACAGGUCAAAGAUCAUCUGACAUGCGUCAUUCCUUUUCCAGUUCAGAUGGUGGUAGUAUUAAUGGUGGAGGUGGUAGUGGUGUUGGUGGCGGUGGUGUUACAACCACAACUUCGGGUAAACUAUCCGGUCCCAUAAUGUCUCCACCCAAUUUUGCUUUAAUUUCAUCGGCCAGUGAUGAUGUGAAACGUAAAAAAGACAAAAAUCCCAAGAAAUUGUCCUCGGAUGAGGGGGAUACCGGAGAUAUGUUGCCAGCCAUUACGAAUGUUACGACAAAUCAAGAUCUACGCCGAGAAUUAAAUGAAGCUGUUAUUGCCCGUAAAGAAGCUGAUGAUCGUAUUAUAGCACUUGAGAAAUUGGUUAAAACUCUACAAGUAAAUGCAACUCAUCCCCCAUCCUCCAUGGCUAAUAAUAACAGUAAUAAUAAUAAUAGCAAUACCACGAACACCACCACAACAACAACAACCAUAGAAAGUAAAACGCAAAAACCGCAAUUAGCUAAUGGUGAGGGUGGCAGUGUUCCUAAUAAAAGUAAAACUAAUAGUGGAGUAAUAGCAACCAGUGGUGGCGGUCAUCAUCAUAGUAAAACCCCUAAUAGACGUUCGACAACAACCAGUAGCGCUGCUGCAACAACAACUGCUGCUACACAUAAACCUAAAUGGUCCACAUCGACAUCAGCACAUCAUCCAAACCAUCAUCAUAGUAAUCAUCAUCAGAGUGCCACAACAGCUGCCCACAGUUCUCCGGUGAAAUUAAGUGUUGCUGGACCCAUUACCGAUUUAUAGUGCGAACAACCGGUAACACCACCGGUGCGUAAACCACCCAGACGAAAAAGGUCGGGCAUAAGAAUAUCACAUUUUUGAACAACAAAUACAAAAAGUUGCCAAAAAAAAAAAAACAUUUGAAUUUGUAGUAAAUUCACUUCAUAACCUUUAUUGUGUAAACGAAAGCAACGAAAAAAACCGAAUACACAGAUAACCUAAAAAAAGAAUAUUUAAAAAAAUAUUUUGAAUUUUGUGGUAUAUUUAAAAAUACAACUAAUAGAAUUAACAUUUCAAAAAUUAGAGUGUACUACAAAUUUUGUAUAUGUUUUUUAUUAUUUCCAUAUUAAUUUGUUUGUGUAAUUUAAAAAAAAAAGUUAUUUGUAAUGCGUAAAGUUCUUUCGUUAAACUAUUUGUCACUAAUUAAUAAGAAAGAACUGUGUAAAUAAUAAUAUAACGAACGUACAUGUAAAAUAAUGUCAUUGCCAAAAUAAACGUUUUUUUUUAGCACAAGAACGACUGAGGAUUCAGGUUUUAUAACUGGACUGAGGAAAGCCUAAAGGGAUAAGUACAUAGGAAGCUUGAAGUCAUGGCUAGGCAUAUUUUGUGACAUUUCACAAAGGGAUUACAGAGCCGCACUAAAAUCCAGUCGUCGUUUUCCAUUAUAAUUUAAAAUUAAUAUGCCUAGCCAUGACUUCAAGCUUCUUAUGUACUUAGCCCUUAACAUACUUAUUGUGAAAAUUAACUAUCAAUUGAAAUGUGUAUUGUUUUAUUUUUUUCUCAACAAAUCUUACUCAAGAUUGCAAAAUAGAAAAUUGAUAAAACCAAUGAAAAGAAAUAAUUUAGAGUAUGAGUUGUUUUUCAAAUGUACAUUUAUUUUGUUUAAUAUAAUUCAAAAUAAGUCGUUCUAGUUUCAAAUUCUAAAAUUACUAACUUGCGUGCCUACAAAACUACCACCAACUGUGGAUAAUUAAAUUAACAACAAGUUAGAAUGUAUCACCAUGUUUCAGUACCUCCGCUUGUUGCUUGUUUAUGGGAGAUGAAGUUUUAUCUAACUUCAAAAGAAACAUUGGCAUAUUGUAAUUUAGAGAAAUCAUGGACUUUUUUAAUUUGUCAAAGUUUUCCAACAAAUCAUCAUUUGAGAAGGAUGAUUUAAACUGUACUAAAUAAAAAAACAUUUGCACAAAUAUUCCCAAAUAAAAACCGAAAAUAAUUUUUUGAUCAUUUUUCCCUCUGACUUUUAUCGAGUAACAUAAAAUGUCAUUUUAGGCAGAAGAAAUAUUCUGCACAAAAUUUCACUGUAAAUCUCAGAACAAACCAUAUAUAUAGGUACAAUCAGAUACAGUAGUUUUUAUAAAAAUUACAUUAAAAAUGUAUGUACUAAAAGUUAAAA